Messenger RNA from Zea mays, 1330 nucleotides. RefSeq lists its product as uncharacterized. The record is from RefSeq and is marked predicted. The transcript is spliced from 10 exons. Bases 5 to 967 code for a protein of 320 amino acids. Lineage: Eukaryota; Viridiplantae; Streptophyta; Magnoliopsida; Poales; Poaceae.
UUUGAUGGCCACAUCACCCCUGAGCUGCUUCUCCGCGCGUCCCAGACCCAGAUCUCCGGGCACCGCCGUCUGGUUGCUUCCGGCCGCCGUUCUCCUCCUCCUCCUCAACCGGUGGUCGCACAUGGCCUCUUACCCUUCUGUCUCCCCUCGUGGCUCCGGCUCGGUGCAGGUCGGGCGCGCCGAGCUUUACUCGAAGAUGGCGCGUGACCUCGACGAGCGCGGCGCGGCGUUCCUGAAGGGCGGCGAGACGUCGCAGUCGCUCACGCUCUCGGACCUCUUCGACACCGCAGAUGACGGCGCCGUCGUACCCAGGCUCAAGGCCGCCGACCCGCCAGUGCGCGCGAAUGUGCUCUAUAUGGACCCCAAGUUCGCCGCUGUGAUCUCGAAAGCUGUAAAGGACGUGUUUCUUCCUUAUUUUGACCAAGCUAUCUGGUUCCAAAAUACGAGCAUGUAUCACUUCAGCAUGUUUCAUGCCUCCCAUCACUUGGAGCCCAUUGUAGCAACUGAGGAUGAGAUUGAAGCCGAAGUGGAGGCAGUAAAAGGUGUCACCAAGAAUUUGUGUCCGCUUAAAAUUGUAUUGGACAGAGUGGUUUUGACCUCAACCGGUGUGCUUCUUGGCCUGUGGCAGGUUGAAUCUGGUACUGAUCCUGCAGAAAUCCGCUCAAGAUUGAGAGAAGCUCUUCCUCGUGCACCUCAAAAGCAACUGUAUGACCCUGUUCUGCUUCACACCUCGUUUGCACGAAUUCUGGGACAUCCCAGGCUCCCUAAAGAGCAAAGUGCAUCAUCGUUUGAUAAUGUCAAGUUCUUCCAUGAGCUAGUUGCUCAAAUUAAUGAGAAGAUCUGUGGCUUUCAGGCGACGAUAUCAGAGCUAUGGUAUGUCGAAGAGUACGAUGUUCUUGCAUUGGCACUGAAUGGAAAGAUGAAGGUGCGGAGGCUCCACCUUGGCUGCAAUCGUCAGGGCAUCUGAAGCUAGAGAGGUCAUGGAAACGGGAAAGGAUUAGGAGAUGCACAGCCACCAAACAGACUUUUUUCGCUUGCAUGUCUCGCCGAAAGGGCCACCUUGGUACUGCCCAGCUGAGCGAGAUGUGCUACAAUCUGCCUUUACAUACCGAGAACUGACAAGUUAUAUUGACCUAGACUAUCUUCAGCAGAUUAUCUAUCAUCAUUUCUAUAUUCAAAUUUCACUUUACGAACAUUAGUCUAUAGUACAGAAUAAACUGUUGGACACAGACUAAUGUUUAUGUAGGAACAGUAUGCAUGUUUUAACAAUAUAUAAUACAAUUAUUUGAGCACAACAACUAUUAAAGUGAUGUUUGGUUCAGACAUUGUU